Messenger RNA from Pedinophyceae sp. YPF-701, 741 nucleotides. NCBI's taxonomy places the organism in Eukaryota, Viridiplantae, Chlorophyta, Pedinophyceae. The record is from the annotation of a GenBank genome assembly.
AUGUCGAGCACCGGCGCCCCCCUCGGGCAGACCACUCAGCUCUGGAAGACAUGGGACGAGAAGGCGAAUAAGCACGGGCCGCGAAAGACCGUGUUCUGGGUUUCAGGCGAGCAGUAUCGCGGCGAGUGGGUCGGGAACAAGAAGCAUGGGAAGGGCACGAUGGUGUACAGGAAUGCAGACAAGUACGAGGGUGACUGGGAAGAGGAUUUCCGGUCCGGCCUGGGCGUGUACUGGGUGUACGACAACGGCAGGUACAAGGUCCGGUACAACGGCGUUUGGGCCUCAGAUCUGCCGCACGGCGAGGGUGUGCUCUUCAGCGAGGACGGCGACGUCUACCAGGGCGAGUUCCAGAACGGGAUGAGGCACGGCAAGGGCAAGCAGACCUACGGCGGGCGGGCAGACGGCUUCGGGGGCGACAUCUACGAGGGCUGGUGGGACAACGACAAGCGGCACGGGCGCGGCACCCUUGCGCUGGCCAACGGCGACAUCUUCGAGGGCACGUGGUCGAACGACCAGCGCGAGGGGCCCGGGACGUUCUACUUCAUGUCGGAGAACAAGCGCUACGACGGGGUGUGGAAGGAGGACCGGCCCCGGUGUGGGGAGUACAGCGAGAUCGAGGACACGGGCCCUGGCUCGCGCACCGCGCUGCCCGUCCUGGAGUUGGCCGAGUGGAGAAAGGUGAUCGACAAGGCGCGGGACGGUGUCCUGCGGACGGUCGAGGGAGGGGCCCGGUCCCCCUAG